This is a messenger RNA of Protopolystoma xenopodis, 429 nucleotides long. Lineage: Eukaryota; Metazoa; Platyhelminthes; Monogenea; Polystomatidea; Polystomatidae. The record is from the annotation of a GenBank genome assembly.
AUGUCUUUCAGAGAAAUUCGUUGCUUUACUGAGGCAAUGAAAGCACUCGGAUUUCCGAGACUAAUUUCUAUGGAGAGCUUUAGAACGCCAAAUUUUUAUUUGGUGGCUGAAAUACUUCGGUGGCUUGCGACGCGUUAUGAUUCAGAUGCCGAUUUACCAACCACCCUUGACACAGAGCAAGAUCGAGUUAUUUUCGUCAAAUCUGCUGCUCAUUUUAUAGCAACAAAAGCAGGGAUACGUCUUAAUACUAAAAAGCUUUAUCAAGCAGAUGGCUAUGCUAUUAAGGAGUUGAUGAAGAUUAGUAAUGUAUUAUAUUCCGCAACUCGUAAAGAGUCUUCAAAUAGAUCCGAAGAACUAUCGGAUCUAAAUGUAAACGAGCUUUUUGAUAUUUCUAAGGUAACUUGCUGGCAAGUGAAGCUCAGAUCCUAG